AUGGCGCACCUCAACGGUUUUGAUGCGCCAGACCUCAGCCAACGCCGGCCGGUUACCCUCAACCCCCCUCGCAAUAAAUCAUAUGCUGAAGCCGAUCUGAAUCCUGCCCGUCUCCCUGGCCAUGCCAGCAAGCUCGCUCGCUACAAAAGAUCCCCUCCCCCUCGCGUGCAUGUUCUUGUAUGCUUCCUUGUCCCACUCCACCCCUGCCGCGUCCUUGCGUCCUUCCUCCUCCUCGACCUCCCUAAGCAAACUACACUCAACGGCGCAGUCAAACUAGGAGAUUCCUGCACGGUGGGCCGAGGCAAUUGGCUUGAAUCUCAUCAGCUCUGCGUCCUCCGAGUCUGCUGUCUUGCUGCCCACCCAGUCGCCGUUGUCUCUUCUUUCAAUCACGCUUCUUGCGCUAGCGACCAGCAUCUUCUACUCACCGUGGGAGGCGAUGAGCUUUAG
Messenger RNA from Puccinia triticina, 447 nucleotides. RefSeq lists its product as uncharacterized. NCBI's taxonomy places the organism in Eukaryota, Fungi, Basidiomycota, Pucciniomycetes, Pucciniales, Pucciniaceae. The transcript is spliced from 2 exons. The record is from RefSeq and is a predicted model, not a curated record. The coding region runs from base 1 to 447 and encodes 148 amino acids.